AACAGAGAGAGUAAUAUCUUUCAAUCUAACGACCGAUUCAUAAUACAAUUUAUCCGAUAGAAAAUUAUCAAAAGUGUCAUAUAAAAAAAUUAACACAUCGAUAUCAUUUCAUCCCGAUAAACAAACCCUUAAAAUAUUCAAGCCUAUAUAUAAUGUGAUGUGAUGAGGGGAAAAUAAUAACCAUACUAAUUGAGAAGUGAGAGACACAAACAAAGGUCAAGAGAAGAGAAGAGAUCUGAUCCAAUCCAAACAUUAAUAAGGGUAUCCCACUCAUCGCCGACACUCAACCCUAACCUAACCACACCAUGUGCAAACAAUGAAAAACACUAUACCUCACCUUUCUUUUCCAAACCCAAACAAAUACCUGGUCCACCAAAUUUCAAUACCUUAUUCCCUCAACUUGCUCCAUUCUCAUCCAACGCCCACAAAUCUCCCAUAACCCCAAAUCUCGAUUCCAACCCUUCGAUCAUAAUCCCUUCUUAUACAGUACUCAUCACUAUCACCACCCCCACCCAAAAAUAAAUUAAAAAAAAUAACAAACACCUCUUUCACUCCUUCACCAAUCCAAACUCUUUCUCAGUUUCAGUUCAGAUCUGUGGCCACACCAAAACUACACAUACAAAAUAACACAACACAACACAUAUAUUUUCAUUCAAAUUUUCAUCAUUUUUCUAUUUUAUUUUAGUGGUCAUGGUGGAAGCACAAACAUGGACAACAAGAAGAAUGAGCAAUCCAAGAUUACUAACAUUAGACACAAACGACCAACUUCUAGAUAUUCCAGCAACACCACCAAGUGAUCAAAGAAACAACAACAAUCAUCACCAUCAUCUCAACAACAUCGGAUCCAACAAUCUCUUAACAACUUCUCUCAUAAUCGCUUCAUGGUACUUUUCAAACAUAGGUGUUCUUCUUCUCAACAAAUAUCUCCUAAGUUUCUACGGUUACCGUUUCCCUAUUUUUCUUACAAUGCUUCAUAUGCUAUCUUGCGCUGCUUACAGUUACGCCGCCAUAAAUCUUCUUCAAAUCGUUCCUUUUCAACAGAUUCAUUCUAAAAAACAGUUUCUAAAGAUCUUUGCGCUUAGUGCAAUUUUCUGCUUCUCAGUUGUUUGUGGAAAUACCUCACUGAGAUAUCUUCCUGUUUCGUUUAAUCAAGCAAUUGGUGCAACGACGCCGUUUUUUACGGCGAUUUUUGCUUUUUUGAUUACUUGCAAAAAAGAAACAGCAGAGGUUUAUCUUGCUUUGUUGCCUGUUGUUUUAGGGAUUGUUGUUUCGACGAAUAGUGAACCUUUGUUUCAUUUGUUUGGUUUUUUGGUUUGUGUCGGUUCAACUGCUGGUCGUGCUUUGAAGAGUGUUGUUCAAGGGAUUAUAUUAACAUCUGAAGCUGAAAAGCUUCAUUCUAUGAAUUUGCUUCUUUAUAUGGCUCCUUUGGCGGCAUUGAUUUUGCUUCCAUUUACUUUGUAUAUUGAAGGCAAUGUGUUUGCGAUAACAAUUGAGAAAGCGAAAACGGAUCCUUUUAUUGUGUUUUUGUUGAUUGGGAAUGCUACUGUUGCUUAUUUGGUUAAUUUGACUAAUUUUCUUGUUACUAAGCAUACUAGUGCUUUGACUCUUCAAGUUUUGGGGAAUGCUAAAGCUGCUGUUGCUGCUGUUGUUUCGGUUUUGAUAUUCAAAAAUCCGGUUACUAUGAUGGGGAUGACUGGUUUUGGGAUUACAAUCAUGGGUGUUGUGCUUUAUAGUGAAGCUAAGAAGAGAUCUAAAGGUGCAUCUCAUUGAUGAUGGAUGCACAUUUUUUUGGAUGGAUUUUCGUAAAGGCGUAAACGGUAUUUCUUACUUGAAUCCUUUGAUAUUAAUAUUGAUAAUUGUUGGGAAAUUUUUAAUUUUGAUUAAAUUGUAUUUCUGUGGAAUUGGAUCUGAUCAAGUUACAGCAAUUGGACUGUAUAGGAAGAAGAAGAAAGGGAAAGGGUUACUUAGUUAUGUUUGUUUUUACAUUGCCUAUUGUGUAACCUUAUAUUAAGUCCCUUUGGAAACAUACAUUAAGGAUUUAUAGGAAAUAUAAAGCUACAUUUGUAUUUGUGAGGGAGGAAAAUUCUCCUUUGCUUCAUUUUGUUAAUUACAUCGUCCAUUGUUUCAAUUGUGUCUUUUAUCAUUUGUUAUUGUGAA
This is a messenger RNA of Trifolium pratense (red clover), 2157 nucleotides long. Its product is annotated as probable sugar phosphate/phosphate translocator At1g12500. Gene Ontology annotation, cellular component: Golgi apparatus. Lineage: Eukaryota; Viridiplantae; Streptophyta; Magnoliopsida; Fabales; Fabaceae. The coding region runs from base 691 to 1770 and encodes 359 amino acids. The record is from RefSeq and is a predicted model, not a curated record. Gene Ontology annotation, molecular function: antiporter activity. The transcript has a single exon.